Terrapene triunguis (Three-toed box turtle) is the source of this 2332-nucleotide messenger RNA. Its product is annotated as protein spire homolog 1-like. Gene Ontology annotation, molecular function: actin binding. Lineage: Eukaryota; Metazoa; Chordata; Testudines; Emydidae. Gene Ontology annotation, cellular component: cytoplasmic vesicle membrane; cell cortex. The transcript has 16 exons. Gene Ontology annotation, biological process: cleavage furrow formation; actin nucleation; intracellular transport. The record is from RefSeq and is a predicted model, not a curated record. The coding region runs from base 241 to 2160 and encodes 639 amino acids.
UUCAUGUUUCGAAUCUUUCAAGGUCCCUUUUAAUUUUUUCUCAGUCUUCAUUCACUGGUGCUUGUAUAAAUAGAGAGUAGAUGAUGAAAGUAAUGGUGUCCCUUUAAGGAGCUGUAGCCUAAAGUUGCUCUGAAUGGUCCCACCUGAAGACGAGACAAGGCAGAAUGGAUAAAAGACUGGUAGAUGCACCUAUGGCUGUCUGAGGAGUAGAUGUAGAACAACCUAGCCAAAAACAAGCAUAUGGGGAGUGGUGAAAGUAAAAAAAUGGAUUAUUCAAGCUGUGAAUGGAGGAAUGUCACUAAGGUUUCUUUGGGAGAGUUUCUGAGAUGUUGUGACCAGCCAAUAAGUGAGGAGCAGGCCUGGGCCCUUUGCUUUCAAUGUUGCCAUAAAAUGAAGCAGUUGGCUCAGGGCCCCCACCCUGUGGUGAUUAAAGGUCUGGGAAGCAUCCUUAUCCAUUCUGAUGGUGCUGUUUCCUUCACGGUGCGUCCUAAGUCUGGUAAGAACAAAGGCACCAGUGGAUGGGAUGUUAACAAGACUCAACAACUGGAGGAGCAGCUGACAGAGCGUCUGGGAAUGGUAAUCUAUAAAGCCCUGGACUGGGGGAUUGACAACCAUCUGGAGCGAGAGCUGAGUGAACCACUGGAGAAGCUGAUUUCCCUCCUUCUGAAAUUGAACACUGAGAUCUGUGAGGAGCAUUUGCCCAGGCCCUCUGAGGCUGCCAGCUAUUACAGAACAGUCUGCAGGGUUCUCUUUGCUGAGUACGUAGAUCUUCAGAAACUAAUGCUCACCCUACAGAGCUCCAAAGAGAGUCUAAGAAGAAUGGAUGUGGAGGACUUGCUGGAAAAUGACACUCAGAGGGAGAAGGAUAAUUACUGGCAGGCUAGCUUGUGGCACGAUGUCAUCAGGGAACUGCAGAAUGGUGUGAGGCUGCGCAAGGCCAUGGAGCGACCUCAACAUAGCGUUCCUCCCAAGGAAUAUGCCCGGUCUCCCUAUGAGCUCUUGGCAGAGGACAUCCGACGCAAGAGGUACACCCUCCGCAAGGUGAAGAUCAACAGUGAGCAAAACUGCAAGAGCUCUGAAGGCAACACAGUCGCUUCACAGCCCCCUUUAAAGCCAGCCUCAGAGAGGAAGCUAAAAGAGAACUCCCCCAAAGCACCCAGUCUGCACGACCUGCUCAUGAUGGAAAUAAAACAGCCACAGAAGCUUCGGCCGUCUUCCACAGAGAAAAAUGGGAGCAGGCACAAAGAUACUUUUGUGAUGCCAAUGUUUUCCUUGAAUUCCCCGUGUGGCAAUGUCUUAUCUGUCCAAAAUGCCAGUACAGGACUUACAAUUCACAAAGUUAAAAAACAGCUGCUGAUCCCUGACUUGCUGGUCCCAGAAUUUCAGGAAGCAGACGGGGCAUUGAAAUACAACUUGGGAGUCAUCUCACACAGAUCUGUACUGACAUCCAGCAGCACAGAUUGUUCUGCAGACUGCACAUUUACCCCCAAGAGCGUGCCCGUGCAAGGAGACUGUGAAACAAGCAGCUUUCCUAAUCUAAAUCAGCGACAGCCUUUCUGCCGAGGGAGGUUCAAGUCUUUAAGGAGUGCCCUUCAAAUCAAGGAAGAUGACUACCCGUCUCCUACAAGGCAGCCAUCAUCAACCAUUGCUGAACUGAUUGGAACCAGAUAUGCCAUGAUGUCUGAAAUGGAGGGAUCCCGCCAAAGAGAUGGUUGUGCGAUACCUUCAAGAGCCAGGGUCUGUUUCCAUUGCCAUAAGCAGAUGGUCUUUCUGUGGCCUUACAGGUGUCAUCUCUGUAGCAGUGUCAUCUGCUGUGAUUGUUGUGUCAAGAUGUCCAUGCCCUUCAGACCAUGUGUGCAUCUUCCGCUUAGCUUAAUAAAAGCACUGAGAGUCUCCAAGGAGGAGGACUCAGCUACCCAAGACCAGAAAUCCUCACAGUUGUUGUUUGAAGUAGAACAUUGGGAUUGUUCUAGAGUACCAGUAGUGUUUGAACCCCAUUGCCUAGCACAGCCUCUUGCCUCUCAGAGAAAGACCAUGAUGGACUGGCCUUCUAUGGACAUCUGUACCACAUGUGAGCAAUACCUGUUGCAUGUCCUCUCCAGCCAGCAGCAAUGCAUCCCUCCCAGGAAAAGAUCCAGGUCAUGGACUGAACUGGAAUGACUCCUUUCUCUAAAUGUGUGUCCUGUCCUAUUGAUUCCUUUACAUUUUUGUGUUUUUUGCACCUGAAGUAAGAGUGCAAAAAUAACAGCUGUAUCUCUAUAUUAACAUAAAGGCCUGAAUAAAAGACCCCCUGCUGGAUACUCUUGGCUAGCCAGAAGACACAGCUGUUGUU